AUGCCUCUGUUCACGACUUCCACGAGUGGACAGGAGGAUUCCUCCAGUCUCAAGAGGUCACACGACCAAUUCCGGGAAGAGGUCCCACCUCCAAGCUCUUUCGACGACAAGGAAAAUGUUAGGUCGUCACCACCCCCGUCUUCGGGACCCGUAACUCCCAGAGCCAGAAAAGCCAGUCCGGCAUUGAGCGACGCCAGCAGCCCAUUGGAUCGCCUCUCGCGAUCCCCGAGUCUAUCGCCCCCACGACUCGCACCUCUCACGAUUUCUACGAACAACGCAACCUCUACCCAGAAGCAGACAACCAGCGCCAAGGCUGCGUCAACAACAUCCAAGUCAACAACGGGCGAACCGGUCAUCAAGAGGAAGAAGCUGACUCCUGAGGAGAAGGCGGCCAAGGCCGAGGCCGACGCUGCCAAGAAGAAGGAGAAAGAGGAGGCCAAGGCUAAGAAGGCUGCGGAACAGGCGAAACUCGAGGCAGAGAAGCAACAAAAGGCCGAGGAAAAGGAGAGGAAGAAGCGCGAAAAGGAAGCGGAGCUGAAGCGCAAGGAGGAGGAGAAGAAGCGAAAGCAGGAGGAGAAGGAGGAAAAGGAGCGCAUGAAACGCGAGAAGGAGGAAGAGGAGGCCAAAAAAAAGGGCCGACAGAUGAAGCUCACAUCGCUCUUCAAAAUCAACCCGGCCACACCGAAAGAGAAGCCAGUCGCAGUCAAGGUCGAAAGCAAAGAUGUCGAAAUGACGGACGCACCGAGUCUCACCAAAGAGGACGAAGCCUACCGGAGGUUAUUUAAGCCCUUUUACGUGAAGGAGUUUGUCACGCUAGCCAAGAACCCCUUCGAGGUAGACGAGGAGACCAGGGACGCCAAGACGAAGAUAUUGGACGAGUACACCGAGGGAAAGCGGGACGAGUUCCCGAUACCGGAGAAGUUCGACCCCUUGGAGGCCCUACAAGUGCCCUUCAAGACCCAGAGGCGCGGACGCCCCUAUCCCAGUGUGCGCAAGAUCAUGACGGAGAUCUACGGAGAGUCAUCAAGCAAGCCUAUGGACCUCACCACAGAGAACACUCAGUUCAGAGAUGCGCGGGAGGCGUUGAAGGCGGUACCAGUCAAGUGCAUCAAAUUCAGCCAAGAUGUGCGACCACCGUAUGUCGGCACAAUCAGCGGUCUUCCUCCGGGCGUUAAGAGUCUCUACAAACUCGCAAGAAACCCGACUUCGCGCAAAAUUCUUCCCCUGGACUACGACUAUGAUUCGGAGGCCGAGUGGCAAGACGAGGAAGGCGAAGAUGUGGAGGAUCUGGACGAUGAAGAGGAAGACCUGGAGAUGGAUGAGGAUAUGGACGAUUUCUUGGAUGAUUCCGAUGAUGUCGCUCCUCAGCGUCUCGUCUUUUCCGGUGGCAUGGAGCCAGAGAGUACCGGCAUAUGCUGGGAGAACGAGAAGCGGUGCACAGUGAAGCCGGAGCUGUAUCAGUGCCGGAUGGAGAUCAUACUGGAUGCGCUGGACGAAGAACACAGCAUUGACCCUUCUCGACUGAUUAUUGGGCUUCGAAGUCGAAGACCAGCUCAUCAGACCGGGUCAUCAUCCUCAUCAUCACUUCUUCAUCCAUCCUCCGCCGCUACUAGCACAAGUGCGAAAUCUGCCAAGGCCGCCACUGGCUCUCAGGCACCAACAAACGCGUUUCAGGCACUUACAAAGGGUACAACAGCAGGUAACUCACCUCCUAACAAGGCUGCAGCUACAGCAGCCGGCUCAAUUGUUGUUGCUACUGCUCCCUCAACGACAGCAGCAGGCACUGGUCGUAGGCCUCCCGGGCGACAGAAGAUGUCUGACCAGCCUCUGCCGGCGGCCGCGCAGGAGCAGCUCAAGGAGCUCAUGCACCAGAUGCCCAUGGUUAGCAAGUUGGGUAUCAUCGAGGUCUUUGCCUCUCAGCACCCGGAUAUGGUCCGGGCGCAGAUCAAGGCUUCGUUUGAGUCCAUGACUGAGAAGCAUGGCAAGAGUGGUUGGAAGUGGAAGGAGUAG
Molecule: messenger RNA, 2010 nt
Organism: Sordaria macrospora k-hell
Lineage: Eukaryota; Fungi; Ascomycota; Sordariomycetes; Sordariales; Sordariaceae
Source: RefSeq, a predicted model, not a curated record